GGUAAGCCAAGCCCGGCUCGGGCCGGCGAGAGGCGGCGGCCCGUCCCCGCCAUGUCGCUGGCCGCUCUCCUGCCCUCCCCCAGGCGCUGGGAGGCCGCGCCAUGGCGACGGCCGCCGCUGAGGGAGGGGGCGGGCCGCGCCUGCGCCCCAGCGCCGCGCUGCGUCGGGGCCGUGGCCGGAGCUUGGGACGCGGAGCGGCCGCUGCCGCCGCGGAGGAUGAGGCCGCCGCGGAGUGUGGGGCCGCCGCGCCGCCCGCCCCUUCGCCGCCCGGGCCUGCUGCUGGCGCUGGCGCUGGCGCUGUCGUGGGUCGGUGGAACGCGGGCUCAGGAAGCGUGUGAGCCUCCAGAUAGGCUGCAGUAUGCAGAGCUCGAGGACAGUUUCAAAACAACAGAGAGCUUUCCUGUCGGAACCACGGUGUCGUACAAGUGCCGGCCGGGGUAUAUGGCGAUCCCUGGAAAAUCACUUACUCGCACGUGUGAUAAAGACUUGCAGUGGUCAUCCACAGAGAAGUUCUGUAGGGAGAGAACAUGUAACCAUCCGGGAGAAUUAGAACAUGGUUUUGUUGAUGUGACAGAUCUUACAUUUGGUUCAAAAGCUACCUUUUCUUGUGCAAGUGGAUACAGAUUACGUGGUCCUGCUGAAAUUUCCUGUACAAUUGCGGGUGCAAGUGUUGCCUGGAGUGGGCCUCUUCCUUUCUGUGAAGGGAUCCCUUGUGAACCACCUCCAAGCAUAGCCAACGGGCACCACACGGAAGCAGACAGCUAUGUUUAUGAAACAGCAGUAACCUAUAAGUGUGACGAUGUACCGAAAGGCGCGGAUCCCUUCUCGCUGAUCGGGGAAGCUACUAUUGUCUGCACAUACGAUGCACAGUCCAAUGGAGUUUGGAGUGGACCACCUCCAGAAUGUAGAGUGGUCAAAUGUGAAAACCCGAAAGUUGAAAACGGAAGGAAAAAAUCUGGAUUUGCAUCUUCCUACAGCUAUAAGGACUCAGUCAUGUUUGAGUGUGAUCCAGGCUAUUACAUGACCGGAGCAAACAUAAUUACCUGUGAAGCAAAUAGCGUCUGGUCUCCUCCAAAACCAACUUGUGAAAAAAUUACUCAAGCUGUAUGUGGUGCCCCAAAGAUUGCACAUGGAGUAGCGAUUCCAGCGAAAUCUACAUAUCAAAUAGAGGAGUCUGUUCGGCUGAAGUGCCGUGCUGGCUGUACUUUUCCUGAUGGCACUGAAGAGAUGACAGUAACUUGUCAAGGCCAGGAUACGUGGAGUUCUUCACAAAACUGUGCAUGUGAGCCUGAAAGUUCUGGUUUUGCUCCAUACAUAAAAUAUGGUAGAGUAAUUGAUGGCCAGAACCGUUCAUAUUCUGUCGGGGAUUUUAUUACGAUUGAAUGUUAUGCAGGCUACACGUUACAUGGUGAAGCUCGUAUUCAGUAUAUUGGACACAACCAAUGGAAUCCUGGAGUGCCAACUUGCCAGUUAAGUCCGUAUAUUACAGCCAUCAUCUGUGUGAGUGUGAUAAUUGUGGUGUUCCUGGCAGCCUUCUGGGUCUAUAAGAAAUUCUUUUCACAAAAUGGCUCGUAUGCAGUUGAUGAGAGCUGCAAGCAAGCAUGUAUUUUAAAAACUAAUGUAGCAGCUGAGAUGGAAGAAACUGCACAAAUAAAUUAAUUGAAUCUGAAAAAGGAAACGUGACAGCACUCCAUGUACUGCCGAAUAUAAGAUCUGUAAAGCAUGAAUGACAUUUUUGGGGGUGGGAGGGAGUUUGCAGUUGAACAUACCUAUCAGAAAUGGAAAAUGAUUGCACUUGCAUUGAGUUUCUGUAGAUUAAUAUCUUGUACUAUGUUUUAUAUUACUGGUUAAUUAUAGUAUGAGAUCACUGAUAGGGUAAAAAGAAAAGAUAUAUAUAUAUAUGCUUUUCCUUAUGGGCCACUCAUUGUCUUUUCUGUGCGUGUGAAAUGGUCUUAAAGGCACAUACCUGUAGCGUGCAAGAGUGUCAGUGUCGGCGGGAGUACUGGACGUAUCACUGUCGUAGUACCAGCUGCUGCCGCCUGCUGCCUUCAGUGCUACCUGUUUUCUUACAGAAGACUAUCCAGUAUUAGCUCUGCUCACUAAAAUCCGAAUGUGCUUCUCGUGCAUUUUUGUGGUUGAGGCGGUAUAAAUGAUUAUGUUGUCUCUUGUAAUCUGAAAUGUUUUAUUAUUGAUUUCCUUAAGAGAUUGGUGCCUUUUAAGGCUAUGUCUUUUUGAAACUAUCAGAGUUUAGAUCUUCCAUACGCUACCUCUUUGUUUGCUAAGGCUGGUUUCUGUAUAUAUCUAAUUAAUUAAAAAGUGCCUUUAAAUAAGAUUUUUAUAGCUUUUCUGUUGCUUUUAAGAAGGAAAAAAGCCAUAUAUUUCUGGCUCUUUGGUAUGGUCCCAGAAAGACUGCAGUGGAUUUGUUGGAAUGGAAAACGGCAGGUUUCUGUAGCAAAGGUAUCCCCUGCCUUUGAAUUUGUUGGCCUGUUGACAGAAGUUACCAAAUUAAAGGAACUGCUGAGAAAUCGAGGGUAGCCGUCUCCAUCAGGAGCAUGGUAUAAGUUCCUUAGGCUGCUUGAUUUUUCUUGAGCCUUGAUGUCAGUUUCAGAGAUAAUCUGGCUGCUUUUCAGGAUAGAAAGUGUGCUAUAAAGAUCUGGCUUCUUUGCUUUUUCUACUUGAAAUCAUAUAUUCCACAUAGAGCAUUUCAAAUCUCUGUAUACAGACUACGAUGCUAAAUCUAGCUCUGUAACGCUAGAUUUAGCAUCAGCUCUCUGUUGAGAAACAGAAGCCUUUCCCUGUCUGACUCCCUUCUCUUCUCAUGUGAAAGGAGGAUCAAACCAGCUCAGUUGGGGGAAUGAAGGAAUGGGUGUGCUGGCAGAGGCAGUAGAUGCGGUCGCUCUUUAGAUAGCUGCAUGCUUCAUGAAGUGUUUCAGUCAAGACUGUGUCUCCAGGAGCUCCCGUCGCAGCACUUGCCACCAAUUGACUCGGAUGUGCAUUGGUAGCUGUUACUUUAAAUGCAUACUUGCUAUUUCUAAUUUCCUUAUUAAAACUAAAAGCUUAAUUAGGACAGGUUUUGGCUUUGUGAAUCUUGAGUUUGCUGUCAACAUACAGGCAGCUUACACAAACCAAUUUUCCCAGAAAAACCAAAUCGCCUCACUUCAUUUAACUAGUCUUGCUUGUCGCUGGUAGAUGUUCACGACCGUGGAGCAGUGCCUAGGUUGCUUGAAUAACAGAACUAUUUAGGGCUUUAUAGGGCUUUUUGGGACAAUCACAGCAGUUGUACUGUCAGAGUUCGUAAUAGUCUCUGGUUACUGAAAGGGGUUUUGGCUACACAGAACUACUUGCUGUUCAUUGCCUAGUUGAUACCUAGUUGGGUAAUUGUUUGUAAAUGCUAUGAUACUGUACUGGGAGUAGAGUGUGUUGGUCACUAGCUAGCUUGAUUAUGGCUUCUUCAAUGUUUUAAAUUAUUCUGAAAUGCACUAAAUGCUGAAGUGAAAUAACUGUAAAAAAAAAAUGGCCUCAUAUUUACACUUUUUCCAGAUGUAAAGAUUAGUGAUGACUUGUAAUAUUACAAAUAAAAAUGUUAAAUUAUUUAGCA
Messenger RNA from Phalacrocorax carbo (great cormorant), 3598 nucleotides. NCBI's taxonomy places the organism in Eukaryota, Metazoa, Chordata, Aves, Suliformes, Phalacrocoracidae. The record is from RefSeq and is a predicted model, not a curated record.